Messenger RNA from Microstroma glucosiphilum, 300 nucleotides. RefSeq lists its product as hypothetical. The annotation marks the transcript as partial. The transcript is spliced from 2 exons. The record is from RefSeq and is a predicted model, not a curated record. NCBI's taxonomy places the organism in Eukaryota, Fungi, Basidiomycota, Exobasidiomycetes, Microstromatales, Microstromataceae.
GGGGCAGGAACAGAGCAUUAGCAAAGGCAAGAGGCAGAGACGUCUUGGCUGGCGCAGACGACGAGGACGAUCAAGACGCUUUGAGGAGACUGCGAUCCGACGACCUCUCUUCGAGCGACAUGGAGGACGAGGGGAGCGGCUGGCAAGAAGAUGAUGAGGAACUCAUCCGACGAGUAAUGCUUGCUGAGUACCGCCGAUUACUCAAUGCUCAGGAGUACAGUGGUCAGCGUGAAUUAGGCUGGCUGGGCGCAGACGAGAUGGCGUGGUUGGAAGAGGAAUCGCGGAGAGAUGAUCAGAUGA